ACCAAAAGGAAAAAUGUAGAAUAGCGAAAGAAUUAAAUAAUAGCAGAAAUUUUUGCAACGGAUCAAAAGUGAACAAAACGUAGUCGUUUUUAGACAAGUGAAUGAUCCACACGGCAUCUUCAUUACAAGUACCAGAUGGGAGAGCUGUUACUCGUAGAGAUAAAAAGGUCGACGAACGUCCAGACUUUGGUGUGGCGAGAGACGGAGAGAAAAUUGAACUCAAGGUUGGAAAUGGCUUCGAUGACAGCGCCAACAAGCACCUAUUCGGGCUACUGUCAUAAAAAGAAUCACAGCAAAAACCGCAAUAGUUUUGGCCGUCCCCGAAUCCUCUUUUCUCAUCAGCAAAACGACAAGAACAGCCACGACGAAACCACCGACCAAAUUCCUCGAAGGGAAAUCAUACUAAGGAGUAGUGAAUUAGCAGUAGUUGGGGCCAUUUUCAAUCUAAGUGGCAAAAGACCUGAAUACUUGGGAGUGCAGAAGAACCAAGCAGCACUAUCUCUGUGUCCAGCCACAAAGAACUGUGUGUCCACUUCGGAAGAUGUCAGCGAUCUAAUCCAUUAUGCUCCUCCUUGGAACUAUAAUGGAAGUAGAGAAAAGCCUGUUAGCAAAGAAGUGGCGAUCGAGGAGCUUCUUCAAGUGAUAGAAUCAACAAAACCAGAUAGGUUUACCCCGCGAAUUGCAGAAAAGACUGAUGACUAUGUGCAUGUUGAGUACCAAAGCCCUAUUUUGGGGUUAGUAGAUGAUGUUGAGUUCUGGUUUCCACCUGGCAAUAACUCCAUCGUGGAGUAUCGAUCUGCAUCGCGAUUGGGAAACUUUGACUUUGAUUACAAUAGAAAGAGAAUUAAGACAUUGCGACUAGAAUUGGAGAAAAAAGGAUGGACUUCUGCAGAAAGCUUCUGAAGAGAGAAGGGGGCCCUUCUGAUACUGGAAGUCUCAUAGCGUUGAGCAAUUAGAAUUUUAAGGAUAAGGAAUAAAUUGAUGCAUUCAUUCUUUUAUAAAACUCAAGUAGCUUCUGAAUCAGAACUGAAAUAUCAUCUUGCAAAUUGUAAUGAAUUUGAAUCUAUCAUGAUUGGAUUUCAUUGUGCA
Molecule: messenger RNA, 1089 nt
Organism: Jatropha curcas
Lineage: Eukaryota; Viridiplantae; Streptophyta; Magnoliopsida; Malpighiales; Euphorbiaceae
Product: DUF1499 family protein
Source: RefSeq, a predicted model, not a curated record